Molecule: messenger RNA, 4002 nt
Organism: Thelazia callipaeda (thelaziosis nematode)
Lineage: Eukaryota; Metazoa; Nematoda; Chromadorea; Rhabditida; Thelaziidae
Source: the annotation of a GenBank genome assembly
AUGGGCAGCCGCGGGGAGUACGGCUGCUCCGUGGACGAGCUUCGAACUUUGAUGGAAUAUCGGGGAUUAGAAGCUCGAGAAAAACUGGAUGCUGAAUAUGACGGAGUUGAAGGCUUAUGUCGAAGGUUAAAAACUGAUCCAAAUACAGGACUGCCUCAAGAUAAGGAUGAGUUGGACAGGAGACGAGCAGUGUUUGGUGCUAAUGAAAUACCGCCGCAUCCACCAAAAUCAUUUCUGCAACUUGUGUGGGAAGCACUUCAAGAUGUUACGUUGAUUAUUCUUCUCGUGAGUGCAAUAGUAUCCCUUGCAUUAUCGUUUUAUCGCCCACCUGAUGAUGGUUUAGGAGCGGGUUCUGAUGAUUCGGAGCAUGAAGCCGGAUGGAUCGAAGGUGUCGCAAUCUUAAUUUCAGUUGUAGUUGUCGUCCUUGUGACGGCUCUUAAUGACUACACUAAGGAGCGUCAAUUUAGAGGUCUUCAAGCAAAAAUAGAAACUGAGCAUAAAUUUGCCGUUAUUCGUGGUGGUAAUCAAAUACAAAUAGUUGUUAAUGAAUUGGUUGUCGGUGACAUAGCUCAAAUUAAAUAUGGAGAUUUGCUACCUGCCGAUGGUGUUCUUGUUCAGAGCAAUGAUCUAAAAAUUGACGAGUCUUCUCUAACGGGUGAAUCAGAUCAAAUCCGCAAAAGUCCUGACUUCGAUCCAAUGCUUCUGUCAGGUACACACGUGAUGGAAGGAAGCGGCAAGAUGAUCGUUACGGCAGUGGGUGUAAACUCUCAAACAGGGAUCAUCAUGACUCUUCUUGGGGCAGCUAAAGAUGUAGUAGAGGAAGAACGUAAAGCAGCCAAACGUGAAGAGCGUCGUGCACGUCGAAAGAGCAAAGCAUCUGGUGAUGCUGUAGCAAGUGCAGGAGUUGAAGAUGGGACUGCUCAAGCUCUUUUAACUGAUCAUGUAAAAGCGGAUGGUUUGGCGGAGGGAAGCAAUGGAGGCUUAAGUAGCGAAGUGACUAAAGACGAAAUUGAAAAUAAGAAGGAACGCUCAGUUUUGCAAGCGAAACUCACACGUCUUGCGAUCCAAAUUGGAUAUGCGGGCUCAUUCGUUGCUGGCUGUACUGUUCUUAUUCUUGUGACAAGAUUUUGCAUUAGCCGUUACAUGAUCGAAGAAAAAGCAUUCAGUGUUGCCGAUUUCCAGCACUUCAUCAAUUUUUUGAUUAUUGGUGUUACUGUUUUAGUUGUUGCAGUUCCAGAAGGCCUUCCUCUUGCUGUUACUCUCUCUUUAGCAUAUUCAGUCAAAAAGAUGAUGCUGGAUAACAAUCUUGUUCGCCAUUUGGAUGCAUGUGAAACGAUGGGUAAUGCUACGAGCAUUUGCUCAGACAAAACUGGCACAUUAACAACUAAUCGUAUGACUGUUGUGCAGAGUUAUAUAAACGAAGUACAUCACAAAGAAACACCGAAGUUUGAGUCACUAAACAAAGAAACAGGGGAAUUAUUAAUAAAUCUUAUAUCGAUUAAUAGUAGUUAUGCGUCACAGGUUGUACCUGCAAAAAAUCCUAGUGAGCAAGUUACACAAUUGGGAAACAAAACUGAAUGCGGCCUUUUGGGAUUUGUUCUUGCAUUAGGACAAAGCUAUCAAAUUAUUCGAGAUAAAUAUCCAGAAGAGAAGAUUUUCAAAGUUUAUACUUUCAAUUCUGUACGAAAAUCAAUGUCCACUGUAAUUGAACUAAAAAAGAAUGAUGUUGUUUAUGGUUAUCGGGUAUUUAGUAAAGGAGCAUCUGAAAUAAUUUUGAAAAAAUGCAAAUGGUUCAUGGAUAAAAAUGGUGCACCGAGAAAGUUUUCGCAAAAAGAUUUCGAUCGAUUAGUCAGUAAUGUCAUUGAACCAAUGGCAUCAGAUGGCUUACGUACUAUAUGUCUUGCAUAUAAAGAUUAUCUUAAUGUUGCUGACAGCUUGAAAGAAAAUCAGAUUCUUCUUACUGGUGAAGUAGAUUGGGAAAAUGAAGAUGCUGUCAUUACUGAUUUAACUGCAAUAGCCAUUGUAGGAAUUCAGGAUCCAGUUAGACCAGAAGUGCCAGAAGCAAUAGCGAAGUGCCAACGUGCUGGUAUAACAGUACGUAUGGUAACAGGAGAUAACAUUAAUACUGCUCGAUCCAUUGCUACAAGCUGUGGAAUUUUGCGUCCUGGUGAGGACUUCAUUGCUUUGGAGGGGAAAGACUUCAAUGCACGUAUUCGGAACGAUAAAGGCGAGGUAUCUCAAGAGAAGCUAGAUGUAAUAUGGCCGAAACUGCGUGUCCUUGCUCGAGCGCAGCCAUCUGAUAAAUAUACACUCGUGAAAGGCAUUAUUGACAGUCGUAUCACCGAUAACAGGCAUGUGGAAGUAGUGGCUGUAACAGGAGAUGGUACAAAUGAUGGGCCGGCACUGAAAAAAGCAGAUGUUGGUUUUGCUAUGGGAAUUGCAGGCACGGAUGUUGCUAAGGAAGCAUCAGAUAUUAUACUGACGGAUGAUAAUUUCACUUCUAUUGUCAAGGCAGUCAUGUGGGGACGAAAUGUCUAUGAUUCAAUUGCAAAAUUCUUACAGUUCCAGCUUACCGUUAAUGUAGUUGCUGUUGUUGUAGCAUUUGUUGGCGCAUGUGCCAUUCAAGAUACUCCCCUAAAAGCUGUGCAAAUGCUUUGGGUCAACCUUAUUAUGGACACUUUAGCAUCGUUAGCUUUAGCCACUGAAAUGCCUACGGAAGAUUUACUGAAGCGGAAACCAUAUGGUAGAACUAGUCCUCUGAUAUCUCGAACAAUGAGCAAAAAUAUUUUGGGUCAUGCAUUUUAUCAGCUGCUCAUCUUGUUUGCUCUCAUUUUUGCAGGCGAACGCUUUUUCGAAAUUGAAAGUGGUAGGUGGGCACCUUUGCAUUCACCUCCUUCCGAGCAUUUUACGAUUGUUUUCAACACUUUUGUAAUGAUGACACUUUUCAAUGAAAUUAAUGCUCGAAAAAUUCAUGGCGAAAGGAAUAUUUUCGCAGGCCUUUUUUCAAAUCCAAUCUAUUAUGUGAUUUGGAUAUCUACAAUGGUCGCACAAAUAUUUAUUGUACAAUUUGGUGGACGAUGGUUUUCCACCGCUGCAUUAAAUUUGGAGCAGUGGUUGUGGUGUUUAGCUUUUGGUGUCGGUGUAUUAUUAUGGGGUCAGCUAGUGACAACGAUUCCGACAGCCGGUCUGCCGAAGAAUAUGGCAAUUGGUGGUGGUGAUGUGACAUCAACCGAAAAUAUUUUAAGUGGCGAAUAUGAAGAUCCAGGUACACACGAAAAACGUUCGGGACAAAUUUUAUGGAUCAGGGGAUUGACUCGACUUCAAACACAGGUGAUUUGUUAUGUUCAGAAAAAUAUAAUGGCGGCUGUUUUGUGUGGUUGUCAUUUGAAGAUAUCGUUAUUUUCUAUAGAUUAUGGUCUCCGCAAUAGUGUAUAUUGCGUGAUUAAUGGCUAUCAGGGAUGGCAUCUUCGCGUUGUGAAAGCAUUUCGAUCAUCCUUGGACGAAUUCGAGGAGAAGCGUUCCAUUGCCAGUACUCAGUCAUGUAAUUCGAUGCGUGGUGCAGCAGGUGCUGGAUGGUCUUAUUUGUCGUUAUCAGGCAUAAGUGUCUCGCGUCCAUCUUCAUGUGUGGGACCAUUACCAAGUUACACACGUGCUCCAUUAGUAAAAUUAAUGCAGCUUGCCAGUUUCCCUCAACCUUAUCCUUACUAUCAUUCACAACAAUCUUGUGCCAGUGUUGCAACUGCAGCCAACUUCGUUAACCCUGUUAUGAAUAAUGUUCAACUAACAAAAGCAUCGGAUGAUGGCCAUGAUUUGAUGACUGAUGCCGUAAUCCAUUUUGAGCAGCAGAUGGUUACAACUUCAUCUGCAGCACAUAUAAAAAGUAAACAAUUUGAGAAAGUACCAUUGGUGCAGCGGUGGCGACCAUCUCGUGAUUCAAGUUAUUCACAGAAGAUUGGUAAAAGUGUUUCACUGGACGCACCAGUUUCAGUUGCUCAUGUUUAA